AUGUCUGUUUUCCCUCGGCACGGCGGCAUGGACAUGGACAUGGGCUCCGGCUCCGACUCCGGCUCGGGAUUAAUGAUGAUGGCCAUGGUCUUCCAAACAAACACCGCAACUCCUCUGUACGCAAACUCGUGGACGCCCCGAAACGCAGGCGCCUACGCCGGAACCUGCAUCUUUCUCGUUGUGCUUGCCAUCAUCGGCCGCCUCCUGCUUGCUGCGAGAAGCAUCCAGGAAGCGAGAUGGCUCGCCAAGGACAUGAAGCGUCGCUACGUGGCUGCCCAGGGCAAAGCCUCGCUAUCGGAUAGAAUCUCAAGCGAUUCCCUCGCCAAGCCAAUGACUUUGACGGCAAACGGUGUCGAGGAGAGCGUCAUCGUGGUAGCGCAGGCUGGGGCUGUCAAGAGACCGUGGCGAUUUAGCGUCGAUCCUCUGCGAGCUGCGCUGGACACCGUCAUAGUUGGAGUUGGAUAUCUUCUUAUGCUGGCAGUCAUGACCAUGAACGUCGGCUACUUCAUGUCUGUGCUUGCGGGCGUUUUUAUCGGCAGUCUUGCUGUCGGUCGUCAUAGUGGCGCAGGAGAGCAUUGA
This is a messenger RNA of Pochonia chlamydosporia 170, 579 nucleotides long. Its product is annotated as Ctr copper transporter. Gene Ontology annotation, biological process: copper ion transmembrane transport; intracellular copper ion homeostasis. Bases 1 to 579 code for a protein of 192 amino acids. The record is from RefSeq and is a predicted model, not a curated record. The transcript is spliced from 2 exons. Gene Ontology annotation, molecular function: copper ion transmembrane transporter activity. Gene Ontology annotation, cellular component: plasma membrane. NCBI's taxonomy places the organism in Eukaryota, Fungi, Ascomycota, Sordariomycetes, Hypocreales, Clavicipitaceae.